This is a messenger RNA of Zootoca vivipara (common lizard), 3119 nucleotides long. The record is from RefSeq and is a predicted model, not a curated record. Lineage: Eukaryota; Metazoa; Chordata; Lepidosauria; Squamata; Lacertidae.
GGUGAUCCGAACUGAGCGGCGCUGAGUCGCAGAGCGCGGCGGUGCCCUGGUCUGUGCGCGCAAGUGCCCGGAGUUGCAUCCGCGCCUCGUUCGGGCUCGGCCUCUAUGGAUGAGACGAGCCCCUUGGUGUCUCCGGAGCGCGGGCCGGCCGCAGGGUAUGGGGUUCCCGGAGGUGCCGUGCGCUCCCCGCCCUGCCCCGCCGCCGCCCCCUCCGCGCCUCCGCCCUGCCCUUGCCCCUGCCCCUCGCUGCCGGGCUCUCCCGCAGGUGGCCGCGACCGGGAGCGCCAGCCCCUCCUGGAUCGGGGUGCGGGCGCAGAGCGUGGGGCGCGCGGGGCGGUAGGGUCGGCCGGGUCGGCGCAGGUCCAGGCACCAGUUGGGUUGGGGGCAGCGGCUGCUGCGGCCCGCGUGGAGCGGGAGCCCCGGAAUGAAUUUCCCGACGACCCAGAAUUCGCCGAAGUGGUGCGGCAGUCGGAGUUGGCGAGCGAGCGCGGCAUCUACCCGGAGCGCAUCUACCAGGGUUCUAGCGGCAGCUAUUUCGUCAAGGACCCGCAGGGGAAAAUCAUCGGCGUAUUCAAACCCAAGAAUGAGGAACCUUAUGGGCAACUGAACCCUAAGUGGACAAAGUGGCUGCAGAAACUGUGCUGCCCCUGUUGUUUCGGAAGGGACUGCCUUGUUCUUAACCAGGGAUACUUAUCUGAGGCUGGUGCUAGUCUUGUUGACCAGAAGUUGGAACUGAACAUUGUUCCCCGCACAAAGGUGGUGUACUUAGCCAGUGAAACAUUUAACUACAGCGCCAUUGACAGAGUGAAGUCCCGGGGCAAACGCCUGGCCCUGGAGAAAGUGCCAAAAGUGGGGCAGAGGUUUCACCGAAUUGGGCUUCCUCCAAAGGUGGGCUCCUUCCAGAUCUUUGUGGAAGGCUACAAGGAUGCAGAUUACUGGCUACGUCGCUUUGAGGCUGAGCCCCUCCCAGAGAAUACUAACCGCCAAUUGCUGCUGCAGUUUGAGAGGCUGGUGGUGCUGGACUACAUCAUUCGCAAUACGGACCGGGGAAAUGACAACUGGCUUAUCAAGUAUGACUGUCCUUUGGACAGCACAAGUGUGCGGGACUCAGAAUGGGUAGUGGUGAAGGAGCCUAUAAUUAAACUUGCUGCCAUUGACAAUGGCCUGGCUUUCCCUCUCAAGCAUCCAGAUUCUUGGAGAGCAUACCCUUUCUACUGGGCAUGGCUGCCCCAGGCCAAGGUGCCCUUUUCCCAAGAGAUCAAGGAUCUGAUACUGCCAAAGAUUUCAGACCCUAAUUUUAUCAAGGAUUUAGAAGAAGACCUCUAUGAACUCUUCAAGGUAACCACAGGCACCAGGAAAGAUCCAGGCUUUGACAGGGGCCAGUUCCACAAGCAGAUUGCCGUCAUGCGUGGCCAGAUCCUGAAUUUGACCCAGGCCUUGAAAGAUGGGAAGAGCCCCCUUCACCUGGUCCAGAUGCCCCCUGUAAUUGUAGAGACAGCUCGCUCCCACCAGCGCUCUGCCAGUGAGUCGUACACGCAAAGCUUCCAGAGCCGCAAGCCCUUCUUUUCCUGGUGGUAGCAGAGGCCUCUGCGACUCAUCGAGGAACCCGAGUUAAUCACUUGACAGCGGGCAGCCAAUCCUCCAGACUGAGGCCGCUGUGCUGCUGCCAGUGGGAGAUGUAAGCAGGCGCUACCAGCCAGCCUCAACUCUGCACAUUCCCAGCAGGAAGGGAGGCCCUUCCUUAGACCUGACUGCUCCCCCCCUCUUGCUGCGGGCAGAAAUGCCCGCCCGCUCCCCAGCCUGAGCAUGGCAGCAUCUCCCAGCAGGUGCCUGCAUGCAGCAUCCUUUGGUUUCAAGCCGUCCCUCUAAUGGCCAUCUGGGUGGAGAACACCCCCAGGGUCCUCUGCCUGGGAAGGCUGGCAAUGAAGGGGGAUGAUCUGAGUUGGAUAGAAGUGCUCCUGCUGUGUGCAACUCCCAGCCUUGAUAUUCCUCCCUCCCUUCCUGCACCCUGUUUUAUCCUGCAGUGGAGGGGGGGGCCCUGCUCCACUAGGUUUGCUCUGUUAUCUGUGGUCCUACCGAGCUCCUCCUAGUGCUGUAGGCACCAGUCAUGUCUUGGGGCUAUCCAUAAGGAGCACAGCUGCCACCGACUGCUCCUGGGAGGAUGCAAGUUGGGAUAGAGAGGAAAGAAGAACUUUAAGGGUCGGACUAGAGCCUGUUGGUGCAGCUUUUGUCUGCCUGGGGUAACGGUAAAUAUUAGAAGGUAGGUCCUGAAAGAGUAUAACUGCUGUGCUUCCUUCCCUUCCUUCUGCAAGGGAGUAAAUGCCUCAAAUAGUAGAUUUUAACAUUGGUUUUAAAUAAUUGAACCCAAGUGCAUACACUUGUUUUCCAUGUAGUCCCGGAGCAACUGAGAGGAUCACUAUAUCCUAGCACUGUUAGCCUUGGGCUAGUAUUUCACACCCAUCUAGUCUGAUCCCUAGGGGAAGUAAUAGCUGUGCCUCUUCUCUGCCAAUGCUGGGGUGAGCGGGAGGCAGAAAAGAGGCCACUGCCAGAGGUAGAAUCCUCCCUUGGGCUGCGUUUGGGCAUUGACAAUCGGGAGGGGGGAGGAGGUUCUCUGGGUGGGGUUGCCUGCUGCCAUGGGGGAAAUGCCCUCACCGCAUCCUCAUAAGGGGAAGCACUCACAUUAGGAUCACUACCAUACCGAGGCCCUUUACACCCCCAUGUGCAGUGGAAUGGUACAGUGAAUGCUGCUUUUUGAAAGCCUCUGUGCUAAAUCCCUGGCAUCAAGUUUCCCUCUGAAAUUGUCCAUAUAAGUGUCCUGAUUUCUCCUUGGGUGUUGCUGAUUUGGCUGCCACUCAGGCCUGCGAGGAGAAGCCUUGCAUCGAGACCAGCUUCUCUGCUGUUCAGAGCAGGCGCCUGGUGCCCUGUAUGUGGGGGGUGUGCCUCUUUCUCACUUGGGGGACAAUUCCCUGCUGUAUGCCUGAGGUGCCAGGCUGAAGCUGAUGUACUUGAUGCCAGGCACGGGUUCUUUUCCUUUUUGCCAGCCUGAACUGAAAUGUAUCGUUCUUAUGCACUGUAGAAAUGUAUGUAAUAUAUUUAAAUCAAUGCAAGUAUCUUCAUAA